AUGAGUGUAAGAACUUGCCUGAUACUGUGGAAUGAGAAAAUUAAUACAUCCGACUAUAAAUGCGAUAGAGUUAAAGGAGUGCAUUCAACUAUUAAAAGUUGUAUACUAACACAAAUAUAUGAUUUUCAUGAUGAUCAAAAUUAUAUAAUAAAUGAGUUAAAAAAUAAAAAAAGUGAAAUAUCAAAGUAUGAUGACUAUCUUAAUGAGAAAUGGAAAAGAAUAUAUGAGUAUUCAAAAUCUAAUACUAUAAAUGAAAACAUAAUUAUAACAUAUUUAGGAAAAAAACAGAGUAUUCAAAGUAACCAUUUGCCUUUGCAAUAUAAUUUUCUAAAAGAUAUAAAUUAUAAUACUCACAGAAAUAGUAAUUUAACAGUUUCUAUUGAAAAAUUAACUCAAAGCAAUGAGCAUAAUUAUUCACACACAAAUAUUACUACAAGCAAUGGAAGAAACUCUGGAAAUAAUUAUGUAUUAGAGGAUCAAGAAAUUCAAAAAGAACAUAAUAUAAAUAACAAAUUUUUAAUUAAUAAAAUACUCAUUGUAAUGUUUAUUAUAUUGGGGAUUAUUAACAAGUGUUUUAUGUUAUACAAAUUUAGUCAUCUUGUUAAUUGGAUGCAUAGGAAAAUAAAAAGAAUGAGAAAUUUGCAAACACUUAUGCGCAAAUAUGCGAAUGAUUCAUUAUUAUCGAAUAUAGAUAAAAAUAAAAUUAAUAUAGCAUAUCGCUCAUUCGAAAGUAUUCAUAAAAAUUACAUUUGA
Messenger RNA from Plasmodium gonderi, 753 nucleotides. RefSeq names its product variable surface protein. The transcript is spliced from 3 exons. Lineage: Eukaryota; Apicomplexa; Aconoidasida; Haemosporida; Plasmodiidae. Bases 1 to 753 code for a protein of 250 amino acids. The record is from RefSeq and is a predicted model, not a curated record.